Panicum hallii is the source of this 1284-nucleotide messenger RNA. RefSeq names its product protein POLAR LOCALIZATION DURING ASYMMETRIC DIVISION AND REDISTRIBUTION-like. Lineage: Eukaryota; Viridiplantae; Streptophyta; Magnoliopsida; Poales; Poaceae. The record is from RefSeq and is a predicted model, not a curated record. The coding region runs from base 1 to 1284 and encodes 427 amino acids. Gene Ontology annotation, biological process: asymmetric cell division. The transcript has 3 exons.
AUGGAGAAUUGCGUGAGAGGUCGAGCGGGGGGAAGGGUAGGGCAGGAGGCGGCGUCGCUGCCCCUGCCCCCGCCGCCGCGCAUGGCGGCCGCGAACUCCUCGGCGGCGGCGGCGUCCAUCCGGGCGCACCUGGCGCGGACCGCGAGCGGGGUGGACGCCCAGCCGUCGCCGCGGUCGCUGCUGUCGCGCAUCCUGCUGCGCGGGGGCGGGGACGGCGGGAGUGGAGGGGGAGGGUUCGGGUGCCGGGUGCGGCUGCCGCGGCGGUACGGCGGCGGCAUGAGGGAGGAGCGCAAAGACGGCUCCGUCUCCGAGCAGGGGGAGACUCCCCGCGUGAAGGUCGUGGAGCCGCCGCCGCCGCCACCGGAGCUGCCCCUCGAGACGCCGCGGAGUUCCUUAGGGAGGAAGAAGCCGGAGGAGGAGCUGGUGUCCAUGAACCUCGGGCUGGGCGCGAGCCUGGUGCUGCUGCUGUCCAGGAGCGCCGUGGAGCUGAACAAGAUGGUGGAGCUGCGCGCGCAGAUGGAGGCGCUCGUGUCCGAGAUCAGGCAUGCGGCGCAGUGGAAGGAGAACGCGAACCACCCCGCCGGCGCCCCCACCGCCUCCACGUCGCGGGAAUCCAACGGCAGCAGCGCCACCACCGCCAACGUGAAGGACCCGAUCGCGUUCCCCGCGGCCGACGCCGACGCGGCGUCCAACUGCUCCCGCACGACCGCCGACAACGCGGUCUCCGGGCGCGCGGCCGCCGUCGUCAUCGACCAGCUGGAGGCGGAGCUCCAGGCCGAGCUGGGCCGCAUGCAGCGCGGCACGGACCGCACGGCGCACGGCGGCGGCGGCGACGAGCGGAUCGCCCCGAUGCAAGGACUCGAGUUGCCAUUGCUGAAGGUGAAGACGAAGGCCGGCAACGCCAUCGGUAGCACGUCGCGGAGCCGCGUCGUGGACGGCGGCGGCGCCAGGGACGGCGAGGUGGUAGACGGCAAUGCCGAGGAGGAGGAGGAGGAGGAGUACGAGGAGGCCGAAGAGGAGGACGAGGAGGAAGAGGAGGAGGAGGGAGGGUACGACGAGGACCGGUCGAGCCCCCCGCACGGCGGCGUGUCGGCGCGCGCGCUGGAGCGGCGGCUGCACGAGCUGCUGCAGAAGCGGCAGCAGGAGCGGAUCGUGGAGCUGGAGUCGGCGCUGGACGCCGCCCAGCGGCGGCUCCACGAGAAGGAGCGCGAGGUCGUGUGGUGGCGCGACGCCGCCAAGCUCGUCUCCCACCGCCGCGACGAGUCCCGCCGCUUCGUUCGGUAG